Molecule: messenger RNA, 1743 nt
Organism: Saxophila tyrrhenica
Lineage: Eukaryota; Fungi; Ascomycota; Dothideomycetes; Mycosphaerellales; Extremaceae
Exons: 3
Coding region: 1-1743 (580 amino acids)
Cellular component (GO): plasma membrane
Molecular function (GO): phosphoprotein phosphatase activity
Source: RefSeq, a predicted model, not a curated record
AUGAGCCAGCAGGGCUCCCAGCCGGCAGCCGGAGGGCCAGCGAUAGGUCAACCUGCUUCAUCGCUGGCAGCUGCACCGCCUCCGAGGACAUCUUCGCUCGAGCCAUCGGCACCUGCAGAUGCGAGUAACGCGAGUAGCGCAGCGCCGAAGACAACACAGGAGGGUACCACACCCGGCCAGCUCGGUGUUCCCGGACAGGCGGACAUGCCAGCUGCUUCAUCAGCAGAUGCCAGCGGCGGUACGAUGAAUGAGAAGGCGGAAAGCAUUGGAGGGAGGUCAAAGCGCAGCGUAACUGGGCGAAGGAAGCGAGAUGCCAGCGCGGGUAGUAAACGCUCUGCGCAGCAGCAACCUACCACCACCGAGAAAGACGCGAGACCAACUUCCGCAGGACGAACAGGAGCUGCUAGUUCGAUUCGGCCGAAGAAGAAGAGCGGAUUUCUGUCCUUCUUGAACUGCUGCGCGGCGCCGGACGAAGGCCAGGAAGCCGGACAGUCUGAAGGCGCACAGCCUGCAAAGACACCGAAAUCACAGCCUGUCCGAGCCCAGCAACCCACGCAACAGAAGAACACCAGCACCACUGCCACCAGCACGGAGAACUCCAAGGAGGUUGUGGAUGAGAAGUCAGCCGCCCAGAUUCCUCCGCAAGCAGAACUGGCCGCGGCUCCAGUGAUACCUCUGCCGGAGAGCGACAAACCCGCUCAAGGAGAUGCGACUGUCGACAGGAACGUGCCGACACUUCCAUCUGAAGCGCCACCCGUACAGCCCAACCCGGAGACGAGGCCACUGGAGGCGGAAAAGCAGCCUGAAGCACCUGUCACUGGUGUGCUCCCGGUCGCGACGUCUACAGAAGAACCAAGCUCGAGUCAGAGUCCCGAUGUGCAAGUCGAUGCGCCUACUCCUGUGGUCCAGCAGGACGAAGACGCUAUGAUCCUCGAUCGGACGCCAGAGCAGGCUGCCAGGGACAAUGACAUUGAGAUGAGUGAUUCUGGGCCCUCGCUUCCUCUCACUGGACAAGAUGCUGCUGCAGUUGUGGAGGAAGAGAAGUUGGCCCAUCAACGGAGAGAAUCAUCGAACAUCAACCGAGAAGAUUUGCCGCCGCCACCCCCCAUACAAAAAGCGCAGGAGCAGCACGAUGGUGCCGUUGUCAGCCAAGAACAAGCUGCGGUCUCCACGCCUGAACAGACUCAGAAAUGGCUUCUACCGCCGCCCCGGCCGGAGUUCCGAGGGAAGAAGUGCUUGGUGCUGGAUCUCGACGAGACAUUAGUACAUAGUAGUUUCAAGAUUCUGCACCAAGCCGACUUUACCAUCCCCGUCGAAAUCGAAGGCCAAUACCACAACGUGUAUGUCAUCAAGAGACCUGGAGUCGACACCUUCAUGAAGCGCGUGGGAGAGCUCUACGAAAUUGUGGUCUUCACUGCGUCCGUCUCGAAGUAUGGAGACCCACUUCUUGAUCAGCUCGACAUUCAUCACGUUGUGCAUCACCGACUGUUCCGCGAGAGCUGCUACAACCACCAGGGCAACUAUGUCAAGGACCUGAGCCAGGUCGGACGAGACCUCAAGGAGACCAUCAUCAUCGAUAACUCGCCGACGAGCUACAUCUUCCACCCGCAGCAUGCAGUACCGAUUAGCAGUUGGUUCUCUGAUGCACACGACAACGAGCUCUUGGAUCUGAUUCCGGUGCUGGAGGAUCUGGCGACUGACCGCGUGUCGGAUGUCAGCAUUGUCUUGGAUGUCGCAUUAUAA